Molecule: messenger RNA, 456 nt
Organism: Parnassius mnemosyne (clouded apollo)
Lineage: Eukaryota; Metazoa; Arthropoda; Insecta; Lepidoptera; Papilionidae
Source: the annotation of a GenBank genome assembly
AUGUCUCAAAAAGCUAUAUGUCAUAGGUUAGGAAGUCGUGUUAUUGAAGAAGCACAGUUAGUUGCCGAACAAAAGUGGAUUGUAGAAGCUCUUGCUAAGAUAAGAAACCAACGAAAUUGUCUUCAGAUAGAAAGACUUCACUUAGAGAGUUUGAAAGCACAACUCAAAGGAGACACAAAGAAUAUAGAUGAAACAAAAAAGAUUAAAGAGAAAAUUGAAGACAUGCCAACGACUUCUGCAGUCAAUUUAAUGCAGAGUGUGCCCAAGAAUGCAGAACACAAUAAUGGUCCCGGACUCGGUGUGACGGAUGAAGAGAUCAUGUGUAAUGAGCAAGAACUAGAUCUGAUGAUAUCUGACUGUAUAUUUGGAAGUAAUCAAGACAGUUUAGAGGAGGACGAAGAUGAGGAUGACAUCAUGAUAGACAUGAAUAUGUUGAUGAAUGGGGAUGCUAAAUGA